AUGAGACCACUUCCAUCUGUAGAAAUAAGGAAUGAACAUUUUGAAGUUAACUAUAUUGACUUGGAGGAGGCAGAUCCAGAUGAUUGGAGAGUCCCCAUCAUUAAGUUCCUGAUGAAUCUAAGCACAAAUGCAAAUGGACAAGCAGAGGCGUCUAACAAGGUCAUCAUUAGCAUAAUUGAGAAGAUGAUUGAGAAGUAUCCAUGGCAGUGGCAUAACCUUUUGUCAGAAGCAUUGUGUGCAUAUAAAAAUUCAAAAAGAUCAAGUACCAAAGUUACUCCUUAUAUGUUAACAUACGGUCACGAUGCAGUACUUCCAAUGGAAAUGACAGUGAAGUCAGCAAGAGUAGCUUUUAAGAAUAAGCUAACUCCAACUGAAUAUACUCAAGCCAUGCUAGUAGAGUUAGAAGACCUUGAUGAGGUACGAUUGAGUGCUUUAGACUAUGUCAUUGCAAAAAAGAAAAAGGUAAUAUGA
Molecule: messenger RNA, 471 nt
Organism: Cornus florida
Lineage: Eukaryota; Viridiplantae; Streptophyta; Magnoliopsida; Cornales; Cornaceae
Exons: 2
Coding region: 1-471 (156 amino acids)
Molecular function (GO): nucleic acid binding
Source: RefSeq, a predicted model, not a curated record